AUGUCUGCUCCUCCCUGGCAACAAGUAUCGCAAGAUGAAGAAGAAGGAUCAAUAGAGUAUUCGACAAAGUCGCAGGAGGCGACGGAGCCGGUUUCUGACUGGCAUGAAGUGAAAACCGAGGAUGGUCGUGUAUACUAUUAUGACUCAAUAUCUAGGAAGAGUGUAUGGGAAAAGCCAGAGGAACUCAUGAACGAGUUUGAACGAAAACUGUCAAAAUUGGCUUGGAAAGAGUACACCACGGCUGAUGGAAAGCAGUAUUGGUAUAAUGUAAAUACUCGUGAAUCUGUCUGGGAAAUUCCCGAAGAAUUUAGAAAAGCGAUCGCCGAGGAGACACUUCCAAAAACUAAACAGACUUUGCCUCCGGCUCAUCAUAAACAAGAAGCACGUCCUGAACCGUAUCCAGAGUCCGAGGCCCAGUCAGCGAGACCUGACAGAGAACAGGCAACACCUUCCAAAGAUGCAAGUUCUCGAAAGCGUGCUCCAAAUUUUGUACCUUCUAAAGAAAAGCGUCAACGACGUGGAGAUCACCGUGAAGAGGAUUUUGAUACCUAUGAGGCCGCUGAGCGAGCUUUUUUCAGAUUUCUGGAUUCGUUCAAUGUUACCCCGAGCUGGACUUGGGAGAAAGCAGUUCAUGAAUUAUGUACUGAAAAAGGAUAUUAUGUGAUUAAAAACCCUUGGGAACGGAAAUGCGCUUUUGAUGCUUAUAUUAUGAAUUAUUUGACGGAGCAGAGUGAUAGAGAAAAAAAUCGAAUUUUGACACUUCGAAAAGACUUUUUUGGUCUUUUGAAAUCAAGAAAUGACAUCCGCUCAUACACUUUUUGGAGAACCGUUAAAUCGCUGUUGGCUGAUCAACCUGCUUUUUUGGCUGCUCCCACCGAGUUUGAGCGACAGUUGUUGUUUUUCGAAUACAGACAAAAGUUAAAGGAAGAUGAUGAAAAGCAACAAAAAGAUAAUAGAAAAGCAGCUUUCGAUGAUUUUUGUGUCCUUUUGAGCAAGUUGGAAUUGGAUCCUUACACGAGGUGGAACACGGCUCAAGAAAAGUUUGAAAGUGAUCCCCGCUAUCAAAAGAAUCCAAAUAUGAAAAAUUUAUCACAUUUAGAAGCUCUCACGGCUUAUGAGAGUCACAUAAAACAGCUUGAACGCCAGUACAUUAUGGAAAAGCAAAGACUAAAGAAAGAGAAGUAUAGAACUGAAAGGAAGAAUCGUGAUGCUUUCCGAAUCCUUUUGCUUCGUCUUCGUCAGGAAAAGAAGAUAAACUUACGCACGAAAUGGAAAGAAAUAUUCCCCCUUUUUAAAGAUGAUCCUAGAUAUCUGAAUAUGCUUGGCCAGCCUGGAUCCACUCCUUUAGACCUUUUUUGGGACAAUAUUAUUGAGUUGGAAAAUGAUUUCCGGGAAAAGCGAAAUGUUGUUUUGGAUUGUCUUCAGCUAUUGAAACUAAAAGUUGAAGAAGAUUCUGAUAUUUCAUUAUUUGUCCAACGUGUUAUGCAAGGCUUAAAAGAAAACAAUAUGGAUGAGUCUGUUACAGAAGAUAUUGUUCUGGAGGUUAUUUUUCGUAUAAAAGAAAAGAUUGCACAUCGUAAAGCUGAUGAAAAGAAAGCUGACGAGCGUCGGAUUCGACGGAAAAUUGAUAACCUUCGAAGUGCCAUCAAAUAUAUAGAACCCCCUGUUCCUCUCACUGCUACGUAUGAAGAAAUGAGGCCUGUUUUGUCUGCAUUGCCUGAAUUUUCUGCCAUAGACUCGGAAGAAUAUCGUGCUGCCGCCUUUGAUAAAUACAUUCGUAGGCAAAGAGAAAAAACAACAUCAGAAAAGCCGAUUAGAGCAAGGAGAGGCUAUUAUGAUGAAGCUGAAGAUGGUACACGUGGUGGCUACUCGUCUGGGGCUCGCGUGUAUGAGACGAAGCCGUCCUUAGACUAUGACGAGGAUUACCCAAUGAAGUCUGACCAACACGUUGGGCCUUCUGGCCCGGUUCAGCCUUCGAGUCGGAAUGAUUUUAACUUCUUACAGUCAAAUGCUCCUCCUGCGUCUGGCAUGGAUGGAGAAUCAAGUGAGGAAGGUGAAAUCCACUAA
Messenger RNA from Schizosaccharomyces osmophilus, 2067 nucleotides. RefSeq names its product U1 snRNP-associated protein Usp104 (gene usp104). Bases 1 to 2067 code for a protein of 688 amino acids. Gene Ontology annotation, molecular function: RNA binding; protein binding. NCBI's taxonomy places the organism in Eukaryota, Fungi, Ascomycota, Schizosaccharomycetes, Schizosaccharomycetales, Schizosaccharomycetaceae. The record is from RefSeq and is a predicted model, not a curated record. Gene Ontology annotation, biological process: mRNA cis splicing, via spliceosome. The transcript has a single exon. Gene Ontology annotation, cellular component: U2-type prespliceosome; U1 snRNP.